This is a messenger RNA of Emericellopsis atlantica, 882 nucleotides long. RefSeq lists its product as uncharacterized. The coding region runs from base 1 to 882 and encodes 293 amino acids. NCBI's taxonomy places the organism in Eukaryota, Fungi, Ascomycota, Sordariomycetes, Hypocreales, Bionectriaceae. The transcript has 2 exons. Gene Ontology annotation, molecular function: RNA polymerase II cis-regulatory region sequence-specific DNA binding; DNA-binding transcription factor activity, RNA polymerase II-specific. The record is from RefSeq and is a predicted model, not a curated record. Gene Ontology annotation, cellular component: nucleus. Gene Ontology annotation, biological process: regulation of DNA-templated transcription.
AUGCCAACGCCGGAGGGAUCAGAGCAACCAGCCAAGAGGCAGAGCAAGUGGUCUGCGCAAGAGAACGCCACCAUCAUCGAGCUUCGAGGCAGUGGAAUGAAGUGGGAAGACAUUUCAAAGCAGAUCCCCGGCAGGAGUGCCAUCAGCUGUCGACUACACUACCAGAACUAUCUAGAGAGACGACCCGACUGGACGGAAGAGCGCAAGGACAAGCUCGCACAGCUCUACGAAAGAUUCAAGGCGGAGAUGUGGUCCAAGGUGGCGGAAGAGCUGGCAGUGCCCUGGAGGGCAGCUGAGGCCAUGCACUGGUCCAUGGGCGAGGUUGACAUGGCUGCGAGGGCUGGGACGACCCCUUUCUCCAUGGCAGCAGUGAACGCCGACGCGAGGCGUCGUAGGUCUCCCUCCCGCACUGACUACAACUCAUACCGACAUGACACGGUCCCCCUCGAGAUUGCAACGGCGUACGACUAUGGCUCACAGCCCGCUACUGGCAGACCCCAAGCGAUCGGCACACGGCGUGAAGCGAUGCCCCCGCCUCCUCUCUCCGCCAGAACGGAGCAAGUCGAAGGCUCCUUUGAACCUCCACUACCAGCACUGGCACCUGUACAGCUUCGUCAGACGCCCCAGAGUGCCAGCGGUACCUUCCUACCCAGCAUCGCGGAGAUGACAACUGGUGUUGCGCCUUAUCACGGUCCACAUGACAACACACCUGCGCAGGGUGUGCCCAUGACGCCGGGGCCAUACCACCCUCACAUGCCAACGGGGCCAGACACGCGCUAUUCUGUGGAGCGUCAAGGUGUCAAACGACCGGCGAGCCCCGAGAACAGUUACCAUGACACGAACCAGCGCCGACGAAUAAAACUAGAGCAAGUGUCGAACUAG